Gorilla gorilla gorilla (western lowland gorilla) is the source of this 2294-nucleotide messenger RNA. It is a transcript of the gene ZNF787, whose product is annotated as zinc finger protein 787. Lineage: Eukaryota; Metazoa; Chordata; Mammalia; Primates; Hominidae. The transcript is spliced from 3 exons. The record is from RefSeq and is a predicted model, not a curated record. Gene Ontology annotation, molecular function: DNA-binding transcription factor activity, RNA polymerase II-specific. Bases 421 to 1566 code for a protein of 381 amino acids. Gene Ontology annotation, cellular component: nucleus. Gene Ontology annotation, biological process: regulation of transcription by RNA polymerase II.
UGUCCGGGAAGGGGGCGGGGCCGAAGCCCCUCGGCGCGGGGCGCCAUAGAGCAUGGACGGAGGACCUGCGUCCUAGACACUUCCGGAAGUGGCUCCCUCAGGCGCCCGCCGGGCACCAUAGAGCUGGGGGCGGCGGCCGGGAUAGCGGGCUCGCCUUCCUAGAGCGGCGAAGACAGGGUGGCGGCCCGGGGGGCAGGGAGUAGGGAGAAGGGGGGAGCGGCGCGGGCGGAAGCGGCCGGGAAGGUCACUUCCGGCCUGGGCGCCCGUCCCCCUGACCCCAGGGUCUGAGUCGCCGCUACCGCCGCUGCCACCAUCCGCGAGGCAGGAGAGAGGAGGAGAAGUGCGGCGCGGCGGCCCCGGGACCAAGGAGGUGAGGGACCAAGAGGCGGGGGUCGUGCGCUGGGGUCCAGGGACCCAGACAUGGAGCUGCGGGAAGAAGCCUGGUCUCCGGGGCCGCUGGAUUCUGAGGACCAGCAGAUGGCCAGUCACGAGAACCCAGUGGACAUCCUCAUCAUGGAUGAUGACGACGUCCCCAGCUGGCCUCCCACCAAGCUGUCCCCGCCCCAGUCUGCGCCCCCAGCCGGCCCGCCUCCCCGGCCGCGGCCGCCCGCCCCCUACAUCUGCAACGAGUGUGGCAAGAGCUUUAGCCACUGGUCCAAGCUGACGCGGCACCAGCGCACGCACACCGGCGAGCGGCCCAACGCCUGCGCCGACUGCGGCAAGACCUUCUCGCAGAGCUCGCACCUGGUGCAGCACCGGCGCAUCCACACGGGCGAGAAGCCCUACGCCUGCUUGGAGUGCGGCAAGCGCUUCAGCUGGAGCUCCAACCUCAUGCAGCACCAGCGCAUCCACACGGGCGAGAAGCCCUACACCUGCCCCGACUGCGGCCGCAGCUUCACUCAGAGCAAGAGCCUGGCCAAGCACCGGCGCUCGCACAGCGGCCUCAAGCCCUUCGUGUGCCCGCGCUGCGGCCGCGGCUUCAGCCAGCCCAAGAGCCUCGCGCGUCACCUGCGGCUGCACCCGGAGCUGUCGGGGCCCGGCGUGGCGGCCAAGGUGCUGGCGGCCAGCGUCCGGCGGGCGAAGGGGCCCGAAGAGGCGGUGGCGGCGGACGGCGAGAUCGCCAUCCCCGUGGGCGAUGGCGAGGGCAUCAUCGUGGUGGGCGCGCCGGGCGAGGGGGCCGCGGCCGCGGCAGCCAUGGCGGGCGCGGGGGCAAAGGCCGCGGGGCCCCGGUCGCGGCGCGCCCCAGCCCCCAAGCCGUACGUGUGUCUGGAGUGCGGGAAGGGCUUCGGGCACGGGGCCGGGCUCCUGGCGCACCAGCGGGCCCAGCACGGGGACGGGCUCGGGGCGGCGGGGGGCGAGGAGCCGGCCCACAUCUGCGUGGAGUGCGGGGAGGGCUUCGUGCAGGGCGCCGCGCUUCGGAGACACAAGAAGAUCCACGCGGUGGGCGCGCCCUCGGUCUGCAGCAGCUGCGGACAGAGCUACUACCGGGCGGGCGGGGAGGAGGACGACGACGACGAGGCUGCGAGCGGGCGGUGCCCCGAGUGCCGCGCUGGUGAGGGCCGGUAGGGGAGGGCCCCUCGGGCUUGGCGGGAACGACGACCUGCAAGACCAAGAGACCCAGGGAGGAGCGGACGGGGUGCAAUGGACCCCGCGGCAUCCCCGGCUCCCCACUCUCCUCUGUCCCCGCGCCAGAGACCCAGGGAGGAGCGGACGGGGUGCAAUGGACCCCGCGGCAUCCCCGGCUCCCCACUCUCCUCUGUCCCCGCGCCGUCCAUGUGGGGCACUGGGGGUUAUCAGGGCCCGUUCACUUCUCCGCCUCGAGACUCUGCCCCCCUCAGCCUGGCCCGCCCUUCCUAGGUUAUCGGCCUGCGAGCCGGAGAGAGACAAUGGAGAGAACUGUAGAGGCCGAGUGGCGACCGCCAGGCCUCAAGCGGAAGGCCAUUUUCCCUACUCUUCCUCAGUUGUCCGGGGUGGGGGUGCUGCGAGGAAUGGAGAAACCAGGCCCUUUGGAUUUAGAGGGUCCCAGAGAGGGAAGGGAAAUAGGGGCCCUUUUCUCUUUUAGAAUUUUCUUUUAAUCAGCCCACCUUUUGACUCCCCGCCCGCCCCAAUCCAUUAUUUUUUUCUGCCUUCCGGGUCCCAUCCUUAGAGCUCGAGUCGUUCCUUCCCCUCCUGGAUUCCGGGUAGCAGAGGUGGCCCCUGUGCCCAGCAAAGCCCCGCAGGAGGCGGGUGCCCGUUUGUCCUGGGCAUGGUGGAGGAAGGGGUGCUAGAACAAUAAAUGGCACUAUCCAAACGUC